AUGCGAGUGAAAUUAGUGCUUAUUGCCUUCGCUGUUUUAAUCAUUGCCUUCGUCAAUGCGGAAUUCUAUUUCAAUCAUGUACUACCAAAAGAAGAAGAUUUAAAAGAAUUAGAUCUAAAGUGUAUUCCUGGUCGUACAACAAUUAAAAUUGGAGAGCAAUUAGACCUCAAACCAGAUUCAGAUGAAUACGAAGAUACAGACACAAGACGAUCACACAUGAAUGGUGAAACAAAAGAUGAACACUGCAAGAUAUGUGUAUGCUCAAUUGAAGGAAAAGAUCAGUAUUGUAGUAUUAGGCCAGCUAAGAAUGUAAAUGAGUGCAUUACAAUGGCCAAAUACACUGAUGAUUUUAAUAAGAAUAUUCCAUUUGAUAUCAGUAGAAACUUGGCGUAUAGGAUUAGGAGAGUGGGCACGGAUUCUUCUACAUGCAUACCAUUUGUAUCGGAGUAUACGGACUGUACGGACGAGAACAGAUGCUCUGGCUGCCAAAGAUGUGCAUGUACUGAAGAAGCCACGUGGGUCUGCCACCCCGUAGUGGAGUGUGAGGAAACGGAAGACACCGGAAUCUUUAUAGACGAUAAUCAGUUUGAAGAUGUCCUGACUAAGCUUAAACAAGACUCAAAGCUCAAGAGAAUGAAGCAAUCGAUGAAAGCAAAUACACCGCAUGUACCAAGACCAAGCGUAACGAAGUCUGACGAUUUAUUACUAGGUUACAUCAUAGCUAUACCUCGAGCACUGAGCACCACUUAA
Messenger RNA from Achroia grisella, 750 nucleotides. RefSeq lists its product as uncharacterized. The transcript has 6 exons. The record is from RefSeq and is a predicted model, not a curated record. Bases 1 to 750 code for a protein of 249 amino acids. NCBI's taxonomy places the organism in Eukaryota, Metazoa, Arthropoda, Insecta, Lepidoptera, Pyralidae.